Molecule: messenger RNA, 4395 nt
Organism: Anisakis simplex (herring worm)
Lineage: Eukaryota; Metazoa; Nematoda; Chromadorea; Rhabditida; Anisakidae
Source: the annotation of a GenBank genome assembly
AUGCAUAAUGAAUACAAUUCUAGCGCUGUGAUAACUGCUGGCUGUAUUGAUCGUCCAACUCGUCAUAGUCAUAUCGUUAAAUUUUUUGCUAAUAAUCAGUUUAAUAGCAUUAGCAAUACCACCAAAUCACCACGAGCAGAAGCAUCGUCGUCGAAUCGCCAUUCAACGACCACAGAUAUCAUUGCCUCGUCCACUUCAACCAUCUCAAAAGCUGCAUCUGCAACAGCAACAGCGCCUGGUGGUGCUUUACCCGGACUCGAUAUGCAACUAGCUUAUAUCACAAAUCGAAUCAUUGCUACGCUGUUCCCUUCGGAUGGUACAGAUGCACAGUACCGGACUGGUCUCAAAGAUGCUACAGUUAUUCUGAGGAGAAAUCAUCCAGAACAUUACAAGAUUUUCAACGUAUCGAAAAAGCGAAGUGACUUGGGUCGAUUGCAUCCAGUCGUUGAGUUGGGAUGGCCUCAAGAGCUGUCGCCGCCACUCGAUCGUCUUUGUUCCAUUUGUAAAAUGUUCGAGAACUGGUUAGCAGUGUCUGGCGAGAAUGUGAUCGUUGUGCACUGUAAAGGUGGAUAUUCUCGAGCCGCGAUUGUUAUUGCUGCUUAUAUGCACUACAUUAGUAUAUGUUCUUCUGAGGAGUCAAUCUCGGAUCGUUUUGCAAUGCAACGUUUCAGUGAACGUUUCAUUGGUAACGAUGGACAACCGUCACAUAAACGCUAUGUGAAUUAUUUCGCUUCAUUAUUAUCAGGUCGUAUCAAAAUCAAUCCAUCAACAAUUUAUUUACAUCAAAUACGAUUUUGUAAUUUUUCGCCUCGAAGCAUUUUAUUGAAAAUCUACGAACGAAUGCAACCCGUCUAUACAACACCUCUUACGUAUGUUUUAGAAGUUGGCGGUGGAAGGUCGAAUUUUGAUACUGCCGAUUUACCGAUCCGUGGUGAUGUAUUGGUGAAGUGUUUUCAACGAACGAACAUCUCUGAACGUUCCGCAUUCUUUCGAUGUCAGUUCAAUACGUGUACAUUCGACUUGUCGAAACGCGAUGGCACAAUAUUUGUGCUGAGAUUUAAUAAAGAUGAAUUGGAUGGUAUUUUUAAUGGUCAGUCGUUGUUUCUAUAUGGAUUCAUUUAUCGAAGCGAAUCGUUACUCGGUGACGGCAUAUCGGUUGAAUACGCUGAAAUUCAUCGGCCUGCAAAUAGCACUGAUUCGGGCAUUGGUUCAGAUUCAACGAAUAUUCCGAAAGAAAAAGGAGGAAUGCCACCCGUUCCUCCACCAAAACCACGGCUGAGUGUUGAAGCAGGAACUAGCAAACGAGACAUCGAAACUGAUGACAUCAGUAGCAAAAGAAAUGAGCAACAUACAUCACUGUCAAGAUCACAUUCUGCGCUACCAUCGAUCGUGAGGCCAACACCAACAACACGGUCUGAAAGUCCAAUGGAUGGACGUUCAACACCAUGUAUUGAACCAGAUCUCGUUGCUAAAGACAGGUAUGAUCCAGCAAGUAAGUGCUUUUCGUAUGUUCCUGCGAAAGCACUGAAUGAGCAUUUUACAACGCCACGAAAACCGAUGCAAUGGCAGCGGGUGGAGGAGCCACGCGCGCUCGAUACACCUCCGUUACCGUCCGAAAUCGCAAAAGUUCCAGUGGUUUCUACCGAGUUGGUGCGCAGACCUGAAACACCGAAAUGGGACGACGAAAUCGAUAAGAUCACAAACAAGUACGCUUCUUCAAAGAAACAACAAGAUGAAUCAACAACAACGAUCAAUGGUGCAGCUGGUGAAAUAAUACAAGCUAAAGACGCAUCACUAACUAAUGGUCGUCUCCUCCCAGUCAAAUCAUCCAGCACUACAAGUCCUGCAUCCAAUGUUUCCAAUGAAAUAUUCGAUGAGACACAAAUCGAAGAAAAACCAAUGGUUAUUGAGCAAGCGAAACGCGCAACGAAACGAAGAAAAACGAAAUAUGGCUCAUACAAAACUUUGAACGAUGAUGCAUACAAUAGUGAUAUGGAUGACUUGUGUGAUCCUGAUUUUUACUUAUCAUACGGUACAUCCUCUUCAACACCGCUACAACACUCAUCAGCAGACGCUAAAAGAAAUGCUGGAAGUAAUGAACCAUGCCAUCUCCAAAUACCUUUCUCCUCCGCUGUAGCCACAUCAUCAAGCAAGCAACAACCCUCAUCAAAAAGCGUUGAAUUACCUCGUAAACCGCUCAAAGAGAUCUCACCAAGAGAUCGGCUCGUUAUUGAUGAAGCAAUUUCAACACCAACGACAACAUCAAAACCCGCCACUUCAUUGAGUGAAUUGAAUCGUGAGCGUGAUUCAUUCAGAAGUCGAAAUUGCCGAUCUGCCACUUCUGCACCAAUAUUCAGAGAAUCUCGUACAGCAACAAAUCGAUAUAGUGAUGAUCGUUACGAUUCAUUAACUGAUGCCGAGAGUGCAGACGAUUGGUUGAAAUCGCAACUGAAGAAACUGAAAACGAAGCGAGAUAAUAAUCCUGAAGUGCUGAGAAGGAAACGACAAGAAAAAAUGCUACUUGAGGAAUUAAAGCACGCAAGUGAUGAUCGACAGUUGGCUCGAGGUCGAGAUGAACGCAAUUAUAGUGUGGAAGGUUAUGGCCAACGAACUGUUACGGCCUCAGAUGAUGCUCUAACUGAAUAUCAAAUCGAGGAGGAACGUCUUAGAAACACACGUUCACCGUAUCCUGAACAACAACAUCAAUUCAGAGAUGAACAACAACCAUUCACAACACGUAGAGUGAUGCCACCCAAAUCAGCAACAGACUUUGUUCGACAUAAACCACCAACGCCACCACCUCGAGCACGCUCCAGAAGUCCACCAGCGAGUCCGUAUCCACGACGAUCGUUCGCUCGCACUCCAACUCAUGAAUCACCUUAUCAACAAGAACGUAACAAUUUGCAAAGGGUCGAAGAUGGUGAACUUAUUAAUGACGUUGAAGAUGGCGGUGAUUUCAGUCAUCUCAAAAAUAUCGUUCAGUUUCACGACAGAAACGCAGUGCCGCCAGCUCCUCAUUAUCAAGACGGCGUCUCAUCGUUCAACAACAACAACAACAACAAUGUCAUUUCCACUCGUUCAAUUUUGAAACGAACUGAACUAAACAAUCAUCAGAAUUGGUCGCCUUCACUCACUCGAAGAAGCAUGCAACAGACUCCAGUUGAGGAGGUCUCGCUGAUAUCUUCAACUACGAAUCGGACUCCAACGCCGUCGUUUCCAGUACGUCGAGAAACACCCUUACCGUAUCAUCCAUUGCUAUUUAAUGGUGCCAGUGAAGGACCGAUCGCAGUCAGCAAUACACUUAAUUACAGGUCUGCUUCACCACGUUCACUUUAUUAUGCACAGAGCCGACGUACGUCAAUGACAUCGUUAGAAGCAGGUGACAUAAUUCAUCAUCAUCCAGUGUUCGUAAAGGAUACUUCUAAAUACUGGUAUAAACCAACGAUCUCGAGAGAAGAAGCGAUUAAUAUGCUUAGGGAUAAGCCGCCUGGAACAUUCGUUGUUCGUGAUAGUAAUAGUUUCCCUGGUGCAUUUGGUCUAGCACUCAAAGUUGCGACACCACCACCUGGGAUUCAUUCAGGUGAUGGUACGGAAUUGGUGCGUCACUUUCUAAUCGAGCCAUCUCCAAAGGGUGUUAAACUAAAAGGCUGUAAUAAUGAACCGAUUUUUGGUACCCUCUCAGCACUCGUCUAUCAACAUUCAAUAACCGCACUCGCACUACCCACCAAAUUAUUAUUACCCGACUAUGAUCCUGCAUCAACACCUGAACACAUCAGUGCUGCACAAGCACUUCUUCAGCAAGGCGCUGAAGGGGUUUGCGGUGUUGUUUUCAUAUCGUUUCAUAGCAUAAAAAUUUUGAGUAGUCCAUCGGUUUUGUUGAGUGAAUUGAAUGAUUUGCUUGAAGCAGCAGCUGUAGCGAGAGAUUCGACCACUUGCAAAUGGUACUGCUCUGUUUCAGCAUGCAAUGUGACCUAUAUAGCAUCGUUGGAUACUGAAUCGUUGACGGGUCCAGAAGCUGUGCGACGUUGUAUUGGUGAUGCACUGGAGUUGUACAGCAAAAAAUUGGUUCAGCCGGUCUCGGUUCAUUUCAAGGUAUCUUCUCAAGGAGUCACUGUAACAGACAACACAAGACGACUUUUCUUCAGACGACACUAUCCAGUUCAGUCAGUUACCUUCGCUGGUAUCGAUCCGGCUGACCGAAGAUGGGAUAAUUCGUGCAUCAUCAAUGAAGGCCUGACGAGUUAUGUGAAGAGUGCAAGGAUGUUUGCGUUCGUGGCACGUAAAAUCGGCUCACGCACCGAUAACGCAUGUCAUGUGUUCGCUGAACUUGAGCCUGAACAACCGGCCUCAGCGGUUGUCAAUUUUAUCACUAAAGUUAUGAUGGGCAGAAAAUGA